GAGUCGUGUCUGCCUUUUAUUAUGGGUUUUUUUUUGUUUCUGUUUCAAUUUGUAUGUUCCGCUCUCAAGUGACUGUUCGAGGACUAUAUAUGAAAACUUUCGAAUCUACUUGAUUUUACGAUUAAAAAAAAAGUAUGUAUUGUUAUUAACGCGCCGACAUUAAAAGGCAGCUUAAGCGGGACAUUAUUAUACAAUAAGGUACCCUAAAUUGGGCACCAUUUUGAAAUAUGGGAGCCUAAGUAGAGCAUGGGGAUUCCUGUUUUACGGGCAAUGCGCUGUAUGUAUUUCUAAAACAAAUCUGCACAAAACACAACAAAUACCGGUCUCCCCAGUACUCUUACAUGUAUUAUUGUUAGAAUAAAGUGCGGCACGUGGCCUGAAUAUCGUUUAUUUGCUUGCUUCUUCUCUCCCAGAAAUCCGCGCUCAGCAUUUUCUGGGACGUUUUCCUCCUCGGCCCAGCGUCCCGCCCUGACGGUGUGGCACGUCGUGACGCUUUUCCACGUCGCAGUGGAGUCUCACAGGCGAGCUGGCUGCGUGUGAAUGCGUGUCUCCAGCUAGGCCAGAGAGUGAUGGCGGCGCCCGUCCUGAGAGUGUCCACCCCUCGGUGGGAAAGAAUAGCCAGGCUUCUUGUUUGCCUGCUGGGCAUACUGUUGUCUUUAUAUGCUUUUCACGUCGAGAGGGAAAAGGCGCGGGAUGCGAGUUAUAAGGCUCUGUGCGACGUCAGCAGCUCCAUCAGCUGUUCAAAAGUGUUCAGCUCAAGGUGGGGUCGAGGAUUCGGACUCCUGGGCUCAAUUUUUGGAAAUGACAGUGCACUGAACCAACCCAACAGUGUCUAUGGGAUUGUCUUUUAUGCCUUUCAGCUGCUUCUAGGAAUGACUGUCAGUGCAAUGGCCGCCCUCAUUCUCAUGACGACAUCCAUUUUGUCGGUGGUUGGUUCCCUCUACCUGGGUUACAUCCUCUACUUUGUCCUAAAGGACUUCUGCAUCAUCUGCAUCACCACAUACGCGCUGAACUUCAUUCUCUUUAUUCUCAACUACAAGCGAUUGGUUUACUUGAACGAGGCCUGGAAGCAGCAGCUACAGGCCAAGCAGGACUGAGCUGCCAAGAACGGCAAGAAAAAUCUGAGAAACAAACAAACAGAGAAAAAAAAAGAAAUGUGACCUCUGAACAUUUGACUUGCCACCAGGAGACCUUGCUUCCAAACAAUGUUUAUUCUGCUGUGUGUUCAAAAAAAGAAAAAAAAAAUGAAGAAAUUUAACUUAAAUGUUGGGCCUGACAACUCAUUGUUUGCAAACACAGAAGGAUUUGUAAGUGAAAGAUGAUUUUUCUUUUCUUUUUUCUCCUUUAAUUUCUUUCUCCUUGUUUUAACAUUUUAAACUCACUUAAGGAAGGGGCUGGCUGUGUGUGUGUGUGUGUGUGUGCAUGUGUGUGUGUGUGUGUGUGCGUGCGUGCGUACGUGUGUGCGUACGUGUGUGUGUGUGCGCGCUCGGAUUUGGGGGAGGUGAGGACACAACAACACAAACAACCAGAGGCAGAGGACGGCUCUCAUUUGAACAACAAUUGGAAAGUGGAAGAAAAACACAGGACUUUUUUUAGGGUGCUUGAUUUGAAAUGGUUGGAAAGCUCCUAUUGCUGCACAGCUCAUCUGCACUAAAACUCGGAGCCGAAUAUUGGGUUCCAAAAUUAGAAGAAACACUUACUAGGUUAUCAUAUAGUUGCAGAUCAGGUUUUAUGAGAAGGGGGCAACAGUUUAUUAUUAUUUUUUUAUGUUUACACUUUUUAGUACAUUUCUUUUUGAAGAGGACCACUAAAAGUAAACACGGCACAGUGUGAGAUAUAGUGUGUGUGUGUGUGUGUGUGUGUGGAUCAGUCAGAAUGUUUGUUUUGCAAUUCUGUACAUAGCUGCUGAGCAAUAUUCCAGACUAGAUUGUGAUUUAGUUGAAUCACAAACCUUUAAGGAAAAAUGGAAAAACUACCAACAAAGCAACAGAAAAUCUGGAUUAAAAAAAAAUUACAAAUAAGUGAUCAGGAUCUCAGUUUGGUGGGUCAGACUUCAGAUGCGUUCGGGAUGUCUUCUGUCCCGUCGUCCCGGUUGGGUGUGCAGUUCAGCUGUGUGUGAAUUUCUUUGUUGUACGUGGUCGUUUCAUCUGAAGCCACAGACAUAAGUCUUUCAAAAUGGAACUGCAGGUUCUUUUCGCCAGGUUUGAGUAAAGGCACCCUCACUUUUUUUUCUUGUUGUUGUUGUUGUUGUUGUUGUUGUUGUGUAUAAAGCAUUCCUGACCACCACACGAGUGGAAACCCAUAAAGAAUUAUGUGCCUAAAGGAGUGUUAUGGUAAAUUACCUUUCCUUUUUGGGGGGGAUGGGUGGGAGUGUGGGUGAUGUCAUGUUAUUGCAUCAAUUUUUUUCCUCAUUGUUUUAUUGUUACAGGUCCAAGGCUUUAUUUUUAUGAUCAUAAUUUUAUAAAUUAAGAUACCAGUAAAGUGUUUCUCUCUCUCCCUAAUAUGCUCAUAAAGGUAGCAAAGCCUGCUACACUGUGAUUGUUCAAGGGCAGGAGCGGCCUAGUGGCAGAAGCAACUCUUUAUUUUUCUGUCCCUGCUUCAUUAAUGUUCAUUGGGCUUUUAUAUACAUGUGAUAUCACUUGAACAGUGACAGUGAUCUUGCCAAGCUGAGUUACAGUUCAUUUGCAGGAUGUGAACAAAACUUGGAAAAUGUACUAUUUUGUGAUCGGAGGGAGAUCUGUAAGAAAACCAAGCAGCAUGUUAACCACACGGGUGGUUAUUUGGGUUUUGUUCCAGUAGAGAAAGAUAACCUGAUCACUGUUGUUUGUCUAACCCACCAUUGGAAGGUCUAAGCAGACAUGGAGAAAGCAAACGCAGCAUGUAGUGAAACGAGGGAGUAGAACCAUCAUCUCCCUUCCAUCCAGACUCCACUGAUAAAAGUAUCCUGUUUGUCACGUGCACGGUACACCAUCUCCUGGCUUUUAGCAUAUGUUGGCCAUCAGACAAUCUUGCACCCACUGUCAAAGAUCAGUAAGAGUCAUAAAAAGUGUAAUAAUGUGAUUCAUCUGUGGUCAUAAAGCAGCCUGUUGAUAGUUUCAUCCUUGAUCCUCUCCAUUCCUCUGUAGUAGAAUUCAGGGUCUCGUACAAAGCUGUUCCAUCGUUCUGAGGGUUUUCAAGUGUUGAUAGCAACUGUCAUAGAAGUCAUUUUAGUGAUUUACUACUCGUGAUGUGAUAAAUCACAAAGUCAUUGGUUGUGUAUGAAAAUGCAAAUUCAGGUGAUCCUUUUUUUUUUUUUUUUUUUUUUCUUGUGAAAUUAUUUCUGUUCUUGCAUGUUGGGACUCAUUUACUACGCCUCUGUUUUCCAAGGUACACUUUAUAAUAAUUUCUUAUAGUUUUUCCUGCAUUCCAGGCAGACAUUUGUUUCUUUGUGAGACGAUGAUCAUUUAAUCCUUUACAGUCAUGUUAAGAUUUGGUCUUUGGGUAUGUCCAGUGUGGGCCUACUGGCUUAAAAUGGACCUGUGAUGCUAACACUGUUACAGUGGCGGAUGCUUGUAUUAAACGUGGCCAAAGUUUUAAAUAAUGAGGUCAAUGUACAAGUAAUCUCUGUGAGACAAAAGCUCAGUUUCAGGCUGCUCUAAAGAGCCGGUGUCGGGUCAUUUUCCCCACUCUUGGCUCUUUAUGGUAUGAAUGAGAGUGGAUAUCUCUAAUGUGGCCGUCUCAGUCUAAUGGUCCAGACGGUGAGUGCAGAAGAUCCACACAUUUGCUGGUCAAACCUUCUGUUCAUGAGGGCAGAGGGAUCUUGAACAUAUGGAUGAACUUAGGGGCUAAGAUAAAUGAGGAUUAUUUUGAACUAUAAGUCAUACAAAGCUACUCUGAUGGAGUCCAAGAGAAGAGCAUAUGGGCCCACUUUAAUUAGACUUCACUUUGAUUCUGAUGAUACUCUUAAAAGGUUUUUAAAGCAAGAUUCAAAAUGGAUCAAUUACCCAGAACCCAAAUCACCUCUAGCCACUUGGGUCAUGCUAAUAAUGGCAUUUUAGGUUUCCCUUAUGCCAGUAUGAAAACUGGUGAAAAUUGAAUUUCCAUGCUGCAUAAAACAGAAUGGAGAUGAGUGGCUGCCUGGAAUAGGAGACCUCAUUCAAAUAUUGGUUUGCUUUGAAAAAUGGUUGCCAGUUAUGUAAAUGUGAUUGGUGGUAAAGUAGCAAAAAAAAAAGCGAAUACUAUUCAAGUCCUUUAAAUGUUAGUGUCUCAUCAUAGUACAUCUUCGGUAAGAACUUCCUUAUCUACAGUAUUUCCUGGCUUAUGCCACGUUGUUUUUCAUCUCGGCACUGGACAAGGUUACCAACCACACUCUUUCAUCCUUUUUCUGCACUCUCAUAAGUCUUGUGCAAGUGAAUCCACUGAAGUCUUUUUUUUUCCAAAUUUAAAUAACUGACAGAUUGCUAGUUAAAAAGUAUGGUUACCUGUGAGUACUGAUAUAGAACUGACAAGCGUACAAUAGGUAAGAUUCCAGUCAUGAAAGCCCAUUACACUAUUUGUGUAAAGUUACUUUAAAAAUACAAGAAAGAAAUUUGAUGGAUGUUUAUUCAAAAGGUUGGGAAAUCUUCGCCAGGUAAAAGGAUCGCCAUUUCCUUGAUGAUGUAACUCUAAAAUCAAGGUCAAGGCAUAAUCUUUGCUACAUUCUCACGAAUCUUCAUUUAGGCCCUGAGGUAAAACUGCCAUGUUAGUUGCAUCACCAAUGCCAACGAAAGUGCCUUCUGUUUGAUCACUAGGCCUUGAGCCAAAGACGAGCAACAGUAAAUAGCCUUGUAAAAUGAAGAACUGCAACAGGCACUUGUGCUUGCCUGCCUUAGGAUGUAAUUCGCUUAAUUGGUGAUUCCUAAAGAUUUCAUACCUGGUAUCAGUACCAAACUCUAUUCAGAAAUUGCCAGAAAUGGCCGUUCCUUUUUUCCUUACUCCACUAUGUAAUUAUCUUUAUCUUGCUUAGUUAGAUGUUUGUUAGCUGAAAACACACUCUGUUCCAAUGAUAAGAUUGUAACGUUUUUUUCAGAAUUAAUUAUGCCCUUUAGCUGUAUAGACUGUUAACAUUCUGGGUUGUUUUAGUAAAAAAAAAAAAUGUUGGGGGGUUGGAGGGCUAGGAUAUCCACGUGUCAGCAUAAAAAGUUUAUUAAAUUUCUUUGUGGAGGAAAUCUUACUGGGUUUGCUUCUGUAUUGCCAAAUAUGUUUUAAAAUGCUGUAUUUUCUUACAUGGAAAAGUGUUACACGAAUGGUAGGAAGGUGCAAAAAAUAACCUGUUUAAAUCCUGCUUACCUUAAGGGAAAACUGUGGAAAAAGGUUGACGUGAGAACAUUUUUAAUUGUGUCAUUGUCAUGUGAAAAUGAUCUACCAUUAAAACAUUCCCUCUGAA
This is a messenger RNA of Oreochromis aureus, 5404 nucleotides long. RefSeq names its product vitamin K epoxide reductase complex, subunit 1-like 1 (gene vkorc1l1). Gene Ontology annotation, molecular function: vitamin-K-epoxide reductase (warfarin-sensitive) activity. NCBI's taxonomy places the organism in Eukaryota, Metazoa, Chordata, Actinopteri, Cichliformes, Cichlidae. The record is from RefSeq and is a predicted model, not a curated record. The transcript is spliced from 3 exons. Gene Ontology annotation, biological process: vitamin K metabolic process; peptidyl-glutamic acid carboxylation. Bases 570 to 1097 code for a protein of 175 amino acids.